AAAAAUAGAGCAAGGGAAAAAGUGAUGAUUGUUGGGAUUCCUUAGACUCAAAGGUAGAGAAACAUGCAUCCACUUGGUGGGAGAAUCUCAAGCGUAGUCAAGAAAAAGAAGGCCACAACAAAAUUAGAACUUGGGAGAAAAUGCGUUGGGAACUCACUCACUUUGGAUGUCAUUCGGCUAGCAUUGAGGGUUGAAAAGAAAAUAUCAAAGAAGAAUAUUAUUAGUGCUUCAAAACUACGAGAUUUUGGAGCUAGUCGAGGAACUCAAGCCUCAAAAACUAUUGCCAAGACCCUUGUCAAGGCUGAGAAGGAAGCUAGUUUGAGCCGUCUAGCUCAAUCUAACACUCGAAAAUGUUUCAAGUGUCAAGGAUUUGGCCACAUCGCCUUUAACUAUCCAAGCAGGAGAGUUGUCACCAUUAUCAGAGGAGAAAUUCAUGAAGCCUCAGAUGAUGAAGCAGAAAAGGAGCAUAAUGAUGAGAUUGAGUCAGCACAACUUGAGGAAGAACUCAUCCUAGCUAACCAUGGAGAAUCUUUGGUUGUACAUCAAAGAUUUCAUGCUACCAUAACCAAGGAUGAAGAUUGGUUUUGACAUAACAUUUUUCACACCAAUGUACUUCUCGAAGGAAAGUUUGCAACGUCAUCAUCAAUAGUGGAAAUUGUUAGAAUGUUGUAUCCAAUUAUAUGGUUGAAAAGCUAGGAUUGCUUAUUAAAGAUCAUUCCCAUUC
Messenger RNA from Rubroshorea leprosula, 724 nucleotides. The record is from the annotation of a GenBank genome assembly. NCBI's taxonomy places the organism in Eukaryota, Viridiplantae, Streptophyta, Magnoliopsida, Malvales, Dipterocarpaceae.